CUAUGAUUGCGAGCAACCUUCCAAAGAUGCGAGACCUGGUCGCCCCCUUGUCCUGGGAAGGGAGGGAAGUGCACAAGCGAUGCAGAGAAGUUGGAGCCGAGCCACGGGAGAGCGCCAUCGGCAAACAAAAGAAAAGCGAAAACUCGCGCGUGUCUUGACCAUGCGGAGCCCCCCGCAGAAAACCCAGCACCAUCAUCAGAGAGAGAGAGAGUGUGUUCUACCACCACCCGAGGCGAGCAAAGGGCCGGUCACCUGAGCAUCGAGGCCAUGCGAGAUCUACCGGCGCUGUCAGGAUGGCAAGGUCGGAGGAAAUAAAAGGGCAAAUAUCAGUGCUGGGGGUUCCCCUUAGUUUCUGGGGGCUUGAAAAACGACAACUUCGCCAAAUAACGACUCCCCUGGCUCCCGUCCCACCGCAGAGUGAUCUCGCUCAGUACCAACCUAGGCCGCACGAGCCCUCGCUCGCCUCGAGCGGGCGCUGGGGAAGUUCAUUUCUGUGCACGCCUUGCACGCCUUGCACGCCUUGCACGCCUUGCACGCCUUGCACGCCUUGCACGCCUUGCACGCCUUGCACGCCUUGCACGCCUUGCACGCCUUGCACGCCUUGCACGCCUUGCACGCCUUGCACGCCUUGCACGCCUUGCUCGGCAUAG
This is a messenger RNA of Gaeumannomyces tritici R3-111a-1, 650 nucleotides long. RefSeq lists its product as hypothetical. The record is from RefSeq and is a predicted model, not a curated record. Bases 294 to 650 code for a protein of 118 amino acids. The transcript has 3 exons. Lineage: Eukaryota; Fungi; Ascomycota; Sordariomycetes; Magnaporthales; Magnaporthaceae.